CGGCCGGGCCGGAACAGCGGCGGCGGCGGCGGCAGGCCCGGCCCCGGGAUGGCGAUGUUCCGCAGCCUGGUGGCUUCGGCGCAGCAGCGACAGCCGGCGGGCGGGCCGGCGGGCGGCGACAGCGGCCUGGAGGCGCAGUACAGCUGCCCGAUCUGCCUGGAGGUGUACCACCGGCCUGUGGCCAUCGGCAGCUGCGGCCACACGUUCUGCGGGGAGUGCCUCCAGCCCUGCCUCCAGGUGCCCUCGCCCCUCUGCCCGCUGUGCCGCCUGCCCUUCGACCCCAAGAAGGUGGACAAGGCUGUGCAUGUGGAGAAGCAGCUCUCGUCCUACAAGGCGCCGUGCAGAGGCUGCAGCAAGAAGGUGACGCUGGCCAAGAUGAGGGUGCACGUCUCCUCCUGCAUGAAGGUCCAGGAGCAAAUGGCCAACUGUCCCAAGUUCGUCCCCGUGGUGCCCACAUCCCAGCCUAUCCCCAGCGCCGUCCCCAACAGGUCCACCUUCACUUGCCCCUACUGCGGCGCCCGCAACCUGGACCAGCAGGAGCUGCUCAAGCACUGUGUGGACAACCACCGCAGCGACCCCAACCGCGUGGUGUGCCCCAUCUGCUCGGCGAUGCCCUGGGGGGACCCCAGCUACAAGAGCGCCAACUUCCUGCAGCACCUGCUGCACAGGCACAAGUUCUCCUACGACACCUUCGUGGAUUACAGCAUCGACGAGGAAGCCGCCUUCCAGGCUGCCCUGGCCCUGUCUCUGUCCGAGAACUGAAGGCACAGCCCAGCCCCUGGACCUGACCCCUCCGGCCUCAGGAGACUGGGCCGCCUCCGGGGACUGGGUCUCCCGCGCCUGCGCGGGACAAGCGGAGCCUCCUGUGUUGCGGGACAGGUGGUCCCCGAGCCCGCCAGGGCAGGGGUCCUCGGAGGGUGGACACCCGUGCUCCUGGCCGAGCACGGCUGGCUCCCUCGGUGCUUCGGGCUGAGCAGGUGGCCCUCGCUGGGCCCGUGAUCGGGGGCGGUCUGUCUCCAAGCCAUGCUGUCCUCGUCGGACCCGGUGCGCCCCAGCGGGGCCCCGCAGGCCUGUGCAGAGCAGGAAGCCCAGGGGAGCCCUGCCCACCAUGGGGGGGCCGCUUCCAGUUCACCCGCUCGGGACUGGCUUUUGUGAUACUUAGAAUUCUGGCAUUUUUCUAUACUAUCCAGCGUGAUGAUCUUUCCACAUUUUAUAGAGCAGUUACUGCUCGUACUGCAAUACCCGUGUUUGACUAGACAAUAGUAUUUUUAUGGAACAUUUACAAAAUUAUAUUUUUUAAAAAAACAAUCAAAAAUAAACAGUUAUGGGGUCUGGGCGGGGGAGCAAAAGGCGCCGACGCCAGAGCCAGAGCGCGCCCCCGGGGCUUUGCUCAGACAGAUCCUGGCGCUGCUCUGCUGGGUUCCCCUUCCUAACUGCCAGGAGGAACCCCCCGGGUCCCCCAGCUGCUCGCAGAGGCUCCUGACUCCGCGGUCGCCCCAGCAGCGCCGGCUCCUCCCACUGGGGGUCCCGGCCCCGCCCUGCUGUCUUCUCCCCAGGCGGACCCCCAGCGCUGUCGGUAGGCCGCCCUGGGAGGACAGCAGGGCCUGGAAGACGCCGUCUUACUCUCGCAGUUCACGGCAUAAAUUAUUGCUCUUUUAGAAAAACUUCAAUAAAACAUUUCAAAGCA
Messenger RNA from Mustela lutreola (European mink), 1687 nucleotides. RefSeq names its product ring finger protein 166 (gene RNF166). The record is from RefSeq and is a predicted model, not a curated record. The coding region runs from base 49 to 762 and encodes 237 amino acids. NCBI's taxonomy places the organism in Eukaryota, Metazoa, Chordata, Mammalia, Carnivora, Mustelidae. The transcript has 6 exons. Gene Ontology annotation, molecular function: ubiquitin protein ligase activity. Gene Ontology annotation, biological process: ubiquitin-dependent protein catabolic process; protein polyubiquitination.